AUGAAGACUGCCGCUCUUUCCCUCCUGAUCGCCGCGGGCGCUGCCAGUGCAAGCCCCCUCGAGGCCCGAGCCAGCGGCGUCCAGGGCUUCGAUAUCUCCAGCUAUCAGGGUACCGUCAACUUUGCCGGUGCAUACAGCGCGGGGGCCCGUUUCGUCAUGAUCAAGGCGACCGAGGGCACUACAUACAUAGACAGCACCUUCUCCAGCCAUUACACCGGCGCUACCGAGGCCGGUCUGAUCCGAGGUGGCUAUCACUUUGCCCACCCCGACUCCAGCUCCGGAGCCACGCAGGCGGAGUACUUCUUGGCCCACGGUGGGGGUUGGUCUAACGAUGGCAUCACCCUGCCUGGCAUGCUGGACAUCGAGUAUAACCCAUCCGGCGCGACCUGCUACGGCCUGAGUGCCUCUGCCAUGGUCGCCUGGGUCAAGGACUUUGGCGAGACCUACAAGGGCAAGACUGGUCGGUACCCGAUGAUCUACACCACGGCCGACUGGUGGAACACCUGCACGGGGGGCAGCAGCGCCUUUAGCCAGGACUACCCGCUUGUACUGGCCCGCUACAGCAGCUCCGUGGGCACCGUGCCCGGGGGCUGGCCCUACCAGAGUUUCUGGCAGAACUCCGACUCCUACAGUUAUGGUGGGGAUUCGGAGAUCUGGAACGGCAGUGAGGAUUCUCUGAAGACCUUUGCCAAGGGCUGA
Messenger RNA from Penicillium canariense, 699 nucleotides. RefSeq names its product lysozyme. Gene Ontology annotation, biological process: cell wall macromolecule catabolic process; carbohydrate catabolic process; peptidoglycan catabolic process. The transcript is spliced from 2 exons. Gene Ontology annotation, molecular function: lysozyme activity. The record is from RefSeq and is a predicted model, not a curated record. Lineage: Eukaryota; Fungi; Ascomycota; Eurotiomycetes; Eurotiales; Aspergillaceae. The coding region runs from base 1 to 699 and encodes 232 amino acids.